AACCGUUACACUAAUAUCUUGCCCAAUCCACGCACUCGCGUUCGCCUUGAGGAUGAGUAUGAGCCGUGGACCUCCGUCAGCACUUACAUCAAUGCCAACUACAUAGCCGGGUAUAGUAGCCAGCCGCGCGAGUACAUUGCUGCCAUGGGACCGCUGGACAACACGAUUGAGGCCUUUUGGCGCAUGGUCUGGAUGGUCAAAUCGCCAGCGAUUGUCAUGACCACUCCCAUGAUGGAGCAAGGCCGGGUCAAAUGCGCCCGAUACUGGCCGACCGUACGCUACAACGAGGCCAAGAAAGUGGGCGAUCGUAUCUACGGCCACAUCUCCGUGGCCGUUUGCAGCGGUGAACAGCAUCCAGGUUACAUUCUGACCCACAUCCGGCUUCGCAAGGGGAAAGAAGAACAGUUGCUGCGCCACUAUUGGUUCCAAAACUGGCCCGACCACGGCGUGCCUUCAGCUGAGGGUGCCCACCAAGUCAUUGCCAUGAUGCAAAAUGUCCGCGCCUUUUGCGAGGAGCAGCGGCAAGGCCCUCCUAUCGUGCACUGCAGCGCCGGUAUCGGACGCACCGGCACCUUUAUAGCAAUCGAUCAAGCCGUGCGCUGCCUCGAGGAGACCGGCGAGGUGGAUUGCCUGCAAAUCGUGGCCAAUAUGCGCAAGCAUCGCGGUGGCAUGGUGCAGCACCCUCAGCAGUAUGAGUUUAUC
This is a messenger RNA of Monosiga brevicollis MX1, 702 nucleotides long. RefSeq lists its product as uncharacterized. The annotation marks the transcript as partial. NCBI's taxonomy places the organism in Eukaryota, Choanoflagellata, Craspedida, Salpingoecidae. Gene Ontology annotation, molecular function: protein tyrosine phosphatase activity. Gene Ontology annotation, biological process: protein dephosphorylation. The record is from RefSeq and is a predicted model, not a curated record. The transcript has 2 exons.